Molecule: messenger RNA, 1953 nt
Organism: Sphaerodactylus townsendi
Lineage: Eukaryota; Metazoa; Chordata; Lepidosauria; Squamata; Sphaerodactylidae
Product: keratin, type II cytoskeletal 60 kDa, component III-like
Biological process (GO): keratinization; intermediate filament organization
Cellular component (GO): keratin filament
Molecular function (GO): structural constituent of skin epidermis
Source: RefSeq, a predicted model, not a curated record
AUGGGUGUGGCUGGCAUCAGGGGUCGGAGGACAGUGAGGGAGGGGCUUCGGGAGGCUGUGCAGGCUGGGACGCAUCGGGACAAGUUUCAGGAACUUCAGAGCACAGCCAGUACUCACGGCGAUGACUUGAAGAACACCAGAAAUGAGAUUGCUGAGCUGAAUCGGAACAUCCAGAGGAUGAAGGCAGAUAUCGACAAUGUGAAGAAGCAGAUUGUCAAUAUCCAAACAGCUAUUGCGGAUGCCGAACAGCGAGGGGAGAUGGCCGUGAAAGAUGCCAGGGGGAAGCUCACGGACCUGCAGCAUGCCCUGCAAGGUGCCAAAGACGAGCUGGCCCGUCUCCUGAGAGACUAUCAAGAACUGAUGAAUGUCAAACUGGCCUUGGAUGUCGAAAUUGCUACCUACAGGACUCUGCUGGAAGGAGAAGAAUGCAGGAUGUCCGGGGAGCUCAGUGCUCCUGUGAGCAUAUCUGUGGUCAGCAGCUCUUCCACUGUAGGCGGAAGCAGCUACGGCCUCGGAGGCGGAGGACGGAUGAGCAGCGGUGGAUUUGGCCUGAGCAGUGGCGGAGGUGCUGGUGGCGGUUACGGAUUUGGAAUGGGUGGCGGAGGAGCCGGUGGGAUCGGCGGUGGGAUCGCUGCUGGCGGAGGGGGAGGUUACAGCUCUGGAAGUUCACGAAGCUAUGGAGGAAAAAUGAGCGUCGGAGGGGGAGAAAGCUCUAGCACAAAAUAUGUCUCCACAACUUCAUCAUCAAGCAGGAAGGCAGUUAGAUAAAAAAAAUAUUUUUUUAAAAAAAUACACAACCGAACCGAUCAAGUUCUGCCUCUUCAGGGAAAGCUCUUGUUAUAUUCUACUAGCCAGCAGCCUUCAAGCCAGUUGCCCUUCAUAUAGUCACAAAAAAAGGAUACAGUGACAAAAACUAUCCCCUACACAAUCACGUGACCAGCUGGGCAAACACCUAGACCACCCCUGCCAUUCACAAAUAUCCGGGGGCACAAUCCAUCCAACGUGAAGCACCUUAUGUUUCUCUUGGAUUCAGUGAGACAGUUCGACGCAUGUUCCUUCCUCACCCCCUGAAGUCAAUGGUUCAUUUUGGCUGGAUUGGGCCCCUCCUUUUUAAACAGUAAUGAAUAAUCUCUCUUUUGGAAGGUCAUUUUGGAUCACAUCUGAAAUCCUCCUAAUUUAUGAGGCCUUCUUGUUUCUAUGGUUUUAGCCUGCAAUCCUAUACACAUUUAUACUCACUUAAAUCCCACAGAUUUCAGUUGGAUUCAACCUGAGUAAUAGUGUUAGUUAUUGCCGAAUUGAAGGUCUAACCCCCUCCACCAUAAAUUUAAUUACCCCAUUUGCACCUGUGUAAAUGGCUGACCUUGUGGAGCAAUUAUAGGUGACAAAUGCAAAGUCCCAUUGCUCGACUCCCCACUCAUGUGACCAAGGAGACACUGAUAAUGAAAGAACCGUUUUAUUAUGGAAAUAAUUUUCUUCUAAAAGACAUCAGAUGUCCCAGCCAAGGAUGACUGAGAAUCUGAAUUCUUUGAUUGAGCAUAAACCAUUUCUGGAACCAUGUGAUGUAAGCACAGUCAAAACAUCACCAAAGUGUUGAGCUGUGCCCUCCAACCGGUCAUUGCCUUAAUGGUUCGCUUUGGAUCCUUUUGGUGUCCAGAAAUGUGAUAGAGUAAGGCUCAAGUAACAUCGCAACAUUCAGUCCAAAAGAGAGCUCUGUAGGUUGCAGGCCUUGAAUUAAGUAUAUGUCUUCUUGGUUGACCCUUUCUGUAAAAUGGUGGUUCUCACUAGCUGGAUGAAACACAUCUGUGACUUGAUACCCACAUAUAUUUUGCCUAUUUUAUAAGCAGCAACUCUUGUGUCUUGUAAAUAAAACUGCACUGGCUCUGCCUCUGCUCAGUGUUCACGAUUCUGCAUACCUUCCUGCUCUUUUUUUUGCUAAUAAACUGCAUUGUGAUA